AUGGUCAGCCUCAUUACAUCAUCAAUAUUUAAUAGUAUAACAAUAGAAGAAGAAUUACAGAAUGAAUUAGGCUUAUCAGCCAUUGAUCUAAAUACAAUUGAUGAAGUUGCAAGUGCUCAUGACGAAGAACUUUUACUUAAUGACCAUGAAGAAAUUAGCCAUGAGCAAGGUGAUCAACAUUUAGAAAAUGAUGAUGAUGAGCAUAUUAUAAAUUCAUUGAAUAAUCGAUUUGAACCAACGAACAUAAUACGCCAAGACGCUCGAGAAUGCCAAAAACGCCAAGUCGAAGAAUUUUUACAAAAUACACUUAAGAAACAAAAAUUAACAAACUGGAACGUUGAUGAUAAUGUUUUAAUACCGGUAUCAGAUGUUGAUCGUGGUCCAACAGAUGCACGCAAUGUAUUAGCUGUUAUAAUGAAUAUUAAAUAUGAUAAAUAG
Rotaria sp. Silwood2 is the source of this 438-nucleotide messenger RNA. The record is from the annotation of a GenBank genome assembly. NCBI's taxonomy places the organism in Eukaryota, Metazoa, Rotifera, Eurotatoria, Philodinida, Philodinidae.